Solanum pennellii is the source of this 725-nucleotide messenger RNA. RefSeq names its product protein PLANT CADMIUM RESISTANCE 9-like. Bases 44 to 478 code for a protein of 144 amino acids. The transcript is spliced from 4 exons. The record is from RefSeq and is a predicted model, not a curated record. Lineage: Eukaryota; Viridiplantae; Streptophyta; Magnoliopsida; Solanales; Solanaceae.
UAAUAAUCUUCUAACUUUGUAUUUCAAAUCUCCUAUAUUCAAAAUGACUACAAAAAAUUGGCCUAUAGGCCAAUGGACAACAGAUCUCUUUGAUUGUUGGGAUGAUCCUUCUCUUUGUGUGAAGACUUGCUUUUGUCCAUGUGUUACCAUUGGAGAGGUCGUUGAGAUACUUGAUCAAGGCACUACAUCUAAAGGACAUGCUUGUCUUGUUGCUUAUGCUAUGGGUUCCAUUCAUUGUGGAUGGAUUUAUGGGAGAAGAUAUCGAAGAAAAUUGCGUGAAAUAUUUAAAUUACCAGAGAGUCCAUAUUCAGACACUUUAAUUAGUUGUUGUUGUUGUGUUUGUGGUAUUUCUCAACAAUAUAGGGAACUCAAAAAUCGCGGAGCAGAUCCAUCUAUAGGGUGGGAAGGCAAUGUUAUGAAAUGGAAACGAGAAGGGGUUACAGUGCCACCAAUUCCUACAUCUUCCAUGACUCGUUAAUUAAUUAAUUAAUUAAUUAAUCUCAUCUGUGAUGUAAUUAAUAUUUAAUACGGUGUGAUUAUUUUUUGUGCCAUGAAGGUUUUUUGUAUAAAAAUAAAAUAAAAUUAUAUGUACUAUCUAUUGGAGAGAGAGUGUGUAGAAAUGGGGGGAUGUAAAAAUAAUUGUUUGAUUGUGUUUGUCAUAGUGUGGAUACUUGCUUAGCUAUGUAUUUGUCACAUUAAAUACUAAUAAAAAGUUGUUUGUUGAA